AUGGCCGGCAACGACACUCUUUCGCUGUGUUCCGAUCCGAAGUAUGUCUUCCUGUCCUUCGAUAAUCUCGCCCAUUGCUACGCGACCUACGAGGACACAACAGGAGCCAACUUUACGCACGUUGUUGAAACAUGCUUGACCGAUUACUGCGAGAACCCAUAUCCUGAUCUCGGCGGCUGUGGGAAUUGGAAUGGAGGGGACAUCGGGCCAUUUGCUGUGUACACACAGGGCAACCAGUCUUUCUGGAACAAUGCUACCUGCGUCGGCGUCAGUGAAGGGGUCAAUUCGGAUAUCGGUGGGCCUGGCGUCUUUGUCUCUUACUUGAUGCAAUUGGGAAUGGUAUUUUAUUUCUGGACCCUCCUCCGCUCAUUCCGUCUCUUCUCAUCAAUAAAGGCCUUCUUCAACCGAAGAAAACGGCGUCGCGGCACUUCCUCCACAAAGCAAACCAAUGGCACCAUCAUCCCGAUAAUUCGCCAUUAUAUCGCCCAAAAUGACCGCAUCCUAAGAGUAAUCCUUGUUGAAUUCCAAGAAGCCCAAUGCUUCUUCAUGAUCGCCUCACAAGCGGCAAUUCUGCUGGCCAAGGACUCAAAUACCGUUUUCGCAUCAACCACCAUCCGCUCCCUCUGGGCAAACAACGGUGUCGCGGGCAUAGUUUCCAGCGCCGGUGUAUUGCCGGUUGUCAUGGGUAUGUGGUGUCUCCAGAAGAUGCACGAGUUGGAACCUUGGAUUUUUCUCUUGUCCCUUGCCUCGGUCAUUCUGUCUGAAUUUUCGCUGUACUGGACGUACGAGACGCCCUCUCUUGGUCAACUUGUUCCCAUUGAUUAUAACCGGUGGCCAAAAAGCUGUGGUGGCUAUGCACCGCCAUUGAUUUACUGUCUGGACGAUCUCGAGUUAACAGAUGAGAGGGUUCCGCUCGCGUUUUUCUGGCAUGUACUCAACCCAUAUUGCAUGAUUAUGUUUGGGUUGAUUAUAAUUACGUGGCUUCACCGUCACAUUGGCGAGAUGGUGGAUGUUAACGAGAUUUGUGAAAGAGCUUUGGUUCAUCUGGGUCUGGGCAGUUUCUUGUCACAAGAUUCGACGACUGCUCGCUUCAACUGGGCCCGGUGGCUCAGGAGGCUGCCAAGUCUACUCACGUUCCUGGUUGAAUCGCUUUUUAUCGUUGCUUUCAUUUUCGAGGGGGUGUGUUUUGGCUUGUUCGCCAGAAUUGGCCUGAUCGACUUUAACGACUGGGGUUUUGGGCAAAUCGUUGCUCUCACCAUCUGGUUUCCGGUGUUGAGCAAGUAUGCAUAUCUACUGCUAUUUGGCACCGAGUCUUACUCGCGCUCUCGCAUGCCUAAGUCUGCUGAAGCCGAUGAAGCCGAUGAAGCCGAUGAAGAUGGCGAGAAAACUGAAAAUGACGCCGGUGAUGUUGAGUCGCCAGCCCAGGAACUCUCCAAUGUCAUCACACAGAAGGCCUAG
Molecule: messenger RNA, 1458 nt
Organism: Penicillium cinerascens
Lineage: Eukaryota; Fungi; Ascomycota; Eurotiomycetes; Eurotiales; Aspergillaceae
Exons: 3
Coding region: 1-1458 (485 amino acids)
Source: RefSeq, a predicted model, not a curated record